This is a messenger RNA of Caenorhabditis angaria, 2356 nucleotides long. Lineage: Eukaryota; Metazoa; Nematoda; Chromadorea; Rhabditida; Rhabditidae. The record is from the annotation of a GenBank genome assembly.
AUGUCGAUUAUUGUCGAUAAACCGGAUACGAUGCAAAAUGAGCCGAUAGAAAUUGGUGCUCACAAGUUGAAACCCAAUGAGGUCUACACUUUCAAGUUGACGUAAGUGAAGAGUUAUCAAAAGUUCUUGAUAUCAAAUUUCAGACUCUCACAUAACUAUGGAACUCAUCGAUCUAGUGCCACAUUUCGAUCGGAUGAUUCGGGCGUAAUUAAUUUGGCCUAUAUGAGUCCGCUUCGUGGAUCUUAUCAGGGAAUUGAUGCGAUGGGGUUGUUUUUAUCGAUUGCACCAUGUGAAGAUUUUGCGUUUGGUGGAUAUUUGAGGUGUACACCGCCUAUUCCAUUUUAUUACUUAUUGCAGUAAGUUAGGGCGGAUUUGAGGAACCGAAAAGAAGGCUAGAGUUAGAGAUUCAGAGAGGCUAGGAAGUUAGAGACACAGAGAAAAUAGACAACUAGAGUUAGAGACGCAGAUAAGCUAGGAUAUUGAAGUUAGAGACGCAGAGAAAAUAGACAACUAGAGUAAAACAUAUAGAAAAGAUAGAUGAUUAGAGUUAGAGACGCAUAGAAUGCAGACAACUAGAGUAAAAUAUGCUGAAAAGGUAGACAACUAGAGUGAGAGACGCAGAGAAACUAGACAACUAGAGUUAGAGACGUAGAAAAAUUAGACAACUAGAGUUAGAGACGCAGAGAAACUAGACGACUAGAACAUGUCUUUUUCAAAGUCCAAAGUUUUUCCCGUUCAAAGUGCAACUUCGGUGUCAAAAAGUUUAGGUUUUUAUCAAAAAAAUUGACAUUUUUGAUUUAUUAUCGAAAAAUAACGAUAACUGAUUUUCAACGAAAAUGCUUUUUUUUUUGAAAAUCCACGUGGCAUGCAAUUUUCAGACUUCUCGAUGCCUCUGAAAAUAUCAUCGACCAAACGUAUAUCAAAAAACACUGGUGUCACCCGAAUCUCGAGCGUACUGAACUUGAAACCAAAGACUUCGGAUUCUGCGGAACACUCUUCCGACCGCCAGGCAAAGGACCAUUUCCCUGUAUCAUGGACCUGUCAGGAACUGGAGGAGGAAUUCACGAGCAUAAAGGAGCGAUGUUAGCUUCCGAGGGUUUUGUCGUCCUUUGCUGCGCCUUUUUUCAAUACAAAGAUUUGCCUUUCAAAAUGGAAGACGCCGAUUUGAACUACUUCAACGCGCCCAUCGAUUUUCUACUAUCUCGCGACUACACUUCGGACAUUUUGGGUAUUCAAGGAGUAUCGUUUGGCGCGACAAUUGUUGAUCUACUUGCAACAAGACAUGGUGAUCGAGUCAAAGCGGUUGUAAGUAUUAAUGGACCGUGUGUUGUGUCGGAUUAUGUGCAUAUGAAGGAGAAUGGGAAAACGAUGCCGCAUUUGAGUCACGGACAAGUUUCGCUCGAAACUAUGCGAUUCAGAAAUGGAAUUUUGUUGACGGAUAAGAAUUUUCAAUAUUUGACUAAGGAAUUGACGGAUGAAACGGAAAUUCCAUGGGGAAGAAUACCUACUGAUGUGAAGAUGAGAGUUAUUGUAAGUUGGAAAUUUUGCUUUUUUUGCAACAAAGAUCUUGAAAUUUGAAGAAUUUUAGCAUUUUUUGUGAAAAAACGAAACAAAUUCACAAACCAUCGUGUUGUCUGCCGUCUCUCUUACGCAUUUCUAUCUCUCAUUUUCUCCGCUUCUCUCUCCUCGUCUCUUCUAGCCACUCUCUCGUUUAUUUUCUUCGUGAAAUCAGAAAAUUUCACGAUUUUCACCGAAAACAUAUAUGAGAGGGUAGAAAAAGACAAGGCAAACGCAGAAAAAAUAGGAUUUUAAAAUAAAAUUUGACAGAAAUUUCACAAAAAUCGAUAAUUUUUCAAUUUUCAUACGUGAACUUGAUGACGUGGCAUUUCAUUUUUCAUUUUUGCUCACACAAAAUUCCCAAAAACUGUCAUUUGUGUCAAUUUUCGUCAAAUUUUCUAGGGUUCCGUGGAUGACACGUGUUCACCAUCAGUUCACACGACACUUUAUCGCCAAAAACGACUGAAAGAAACCGGACACGACGUGGAGGGUUUGUUAGAGACGCAGAGACAUUUUUUGAAGUACCCGCUCCGUUUUGUUGCAGGUUGAAUUGGUGAAUGGUGGACACAUCAUGGAACCACCAUAUUUCCCGCAUCACGAGCUGGUCUACGCCAAAUUCCAGGGAUUCUAUUGUGGUUAUGGUGGAGAGAUUGUUUUGCAUGCGAAGAGUCAGGAGAAGACGUGGGCGAAUACAAUUGCAUUUUUCAAAAGAGCCUUGGGAGCACCGGCUGAGAUUCCUGACUGGAAACGGCUGAAAAUUGUGGUGCCACCGAAAAAAGAAAAUGAGGCCAAGCUUUGA